Messenger RNA from Morone saxatilis (striped sea-bass), 3839 nucleotides. Its product is annotated as zinc finger protein 665-like. Gene Ontology annotation, cellular component: nucleus. NCBI's taxonomy places the organism in Eukaryota, Metazoa, Chordata, Actinopteri, Moronidae. The record is from RefSeq and is a predicted model, not a curated record. The coding region runs from base 329 to 2851 and encodes 840 amino acids. The transcript is spliced from 7 exons.
AACGUGAGGGAUAAAGGAAAAAACAAGUUAUGAAGUUUAAACGUAGGUUUUAAAAUUUAGUUAUUUGAUUGUCCGGAGAGGCGGUGCUUGUCAUUUUGACAGUCGAGUGAAUAGGAAUGGUCUUCUCCGGGCUGCCCCGUAACGCAAAACGAACCUCUCUGUCACAACGGACCCGGACCGGGCCAACGCUUCCCAGAAUGAACAACGUGUUUCAGGAAGAAGUUGGCGCCUGAGGCCCCGUAUGCGGUUAGCUAGCACGCUAACUCAAAGUAUGAAAGAUACUCCAUUGUAAUGAUUUCUCUCUCCAUCGCUAUUGAAGAAUUGCACAAUGAACGACAUGGAAUUCAGCGUCCCCCUGUCCUCGCUGGCACUCUUGGUCCCACCACUUCGGCUGAUGUCAGCAGUGAUGUGGGAAGUGGUACGCCAGCGGAACAUAAAGCACUAUGGGAAACUGGAGGAGUUUGUGUCCAUGGUAACGGAUGCAGUCCCCGAACUGAUGAGUAAAAGAGAAGGAAGGCUGCUCUCACUGGGCCUGAGAGCAAGGACAACUCUUGAACUGUUGCGUUCUGAACAUCCUGAAGAUCUCAAGGCUGUUGAGACCCACCUCAACCGAAUCAGAUCUUCUUGCAUUGAGGAGACAAAUGAUCCCGUGAUUGAAGCACCAGAGGCAAACUUUAUGAAGCUGGUGCAAGGCCUCAUUGAAGACACUGAUGGCAGAGAACACUUCCUCAAGAAUGUGUUUCCAGUGGAGUACGGCCCAGACUUCGACACAGCACUGGAGACUCUGGUUUGUGAAUUCUUCACCAGACUGGAGGAGCUUCUGCCAAUACCAGAUUUCAAACAGACUGCAUCCUGGAUCAGUGCUGCCCCCUCUGUCCUAGAGGAGUACAUGCAGUGUGUCUCAAACGGAGAUGACCUUAAAUUUCUUCUCCAAAGCAAACAGUGCCACGGGAAAUUGGCUAAGAGUAGUGUUGCUCCUUUUCAAUCAGAUGAUCUUCUCAUUCCCUCCCUGUGUCUCCCUCCAUCGCUGGAAGUGGCCAUCGCGUCCCACCCGAGUGCUUGUGAUGAUGAAAAUAAUGACGUUCCUCAGAUUGUUAUGUUCGAUGAAGAACUGUCAACAAACCCUUCCACAUCAACUGACUUUCCUGAAUCGCCAAAAAGGACUGACAUCUCAUCAUCUCCUCGCAGGAGACAGCAGUCAGGGAUGCAUAAAUGCCCCGAGUGUGACAAAUGCUUCAAGCAUCACUCUGUCCUCAUUGAACACCAGAGAGUCCACAGUGGGCUGCAGCCUUACAACUGCUCCGAGUGCGGGAGGGCUUUCAGAACAGCCACUCUGCUGGCUGGUCACAGGCUACGGAAGUGCAAAAAUGCUGCAUAUCUGUGCAUUAAAUGUGGGAACAGUUUUCCAACCUCACUGGACAAAUUCAGACACCACUGCCCAAAACGGGGCCGUAACUACGAUUGCGGGCACUGCGGAAAGAGUUUUCAAAAGUCUAGCAGCUUGAAGGAACACCUGCUAACUCACGCCCAAAGCCGCCUUUUCAAGUGCAGUCAUUGUGGGGUAGGUUUUUCAGGAAUUGGCGACCUGAAGUAUCAUCAGCAGGUAGAUCAUGAUAAGCCUUAUCAGUGUAACCAAUGUAAAAAGAGCUUUAUCUCCUCCAAGUGUCUGGUCAAACAUCAGCAACGGCAUGAAGAGGUCGGAGAAAUGGAAACUGCCAAAUUAAUGAGUGGAGGUAAGCAUAAGAAGAGUGGCUCCGCUCACCGGACUUCCUCAACAUCUAUGUCCUCCAGAAAAACAUCAGUCAAAACUGUCUACCCACGAGGACGAGUCACACAUAACUGUCCACUGUGUGGAAGGAGUUUUAAGUAUCGCUUUGAAUUUCUUGAGCACCAGAGGUUCCACACUGCGGUGAAGCCUUACAAAUGCUCACAGUGUGGUAAAUCUUUCCGCACAGAAGCUCAUCUGUCCGGGCACAGGAAGAGGAAGUGUAAAAACGCUGCCCACAUUUGCACCAAGUGUGGGUGUCAUUUCAGGUCUCUACACGAGCGGGCCAGACAUCAGUGCGUCCAGCUGCUGACAAAGUACGAGUGUUCUCAUUGUGGAAAGACCUUCAAGAUGGCCCACAUGCUGAGGAACCAUCAGAUGAGUGAACACCAGCUCCCCUACAGCCCCAACCAUCGCUUCAGGUGCAGAUACUGUGAUGAGACUUUUCCUGGCAUCAGCGAGCUGAAAUACCAUCAGAGAGUUGACCAUGAGAAACCCUAUCAGUGUCAGGAAUGUGGCAAGUGUUUCCUGUCUGAAAAAUGCCUGGCCAACCACGAGCUGCGCCACAACGAUGACCGACCAGAGAGCUGUCUCGUGUGUGGCCGCGGCUUCAGAAACCGCUACGACUUGAAGCAGCACAUGCGCACUCACACAGGAGAGCGGCCUUACCAGUGCACUCACUGUUCACAGUGUUUCUCCACAGCAGGAGGACUGAGGAGUCACACCAGGGUACACACCGGCGAGAAGCCACAUGUUUGCCCAGAUUGUGGCAAGGCUUUCUCCCAGAUGGGUGCAAUGCGCACCCACAGGCUCACCCACACAGGAGAAAGGCCAUUCAAGUGCACAGUGUGUGGCAAAGGUUUUACAAUGGCACACAAGGUAACAGUUCACAUGCGCGUGCAUACAGGAGAGCGGCCAUACGUGUGCUCCCAGUGUGGGAAAGCCUUCUCAGAUGGAAGUGUGCUGAAGCAGCACAUGCUGAACCACUCAGGGGUGAGACCAUACCACUGCCAAAUCUGUCCCAAGACGUACACCUGUCUGAACCACCUGAGGAGGCACCUGAAAAGCCACUCUAACAUGAACUGAGUCAGGCUUGAACUUGAGCAGAAUCUUGGAUAACAUGUUACACAUACACUGAGACCCUGCAUUUGGCAGUUGGGCUACUGAAGUUGCAAUGACCCAACCAAGCAAUACAUGGAGGAAUAUAAAAUGAUGUUGUACAGUUGCUGUUAAACAUUGAGGUCAAAAGUUCAGUUUCCUCUUAACUGUGAAGUCAUGUCAAAUGUAGUCACAUUAGCCAAUAGUAAAGGAUGAUGUGAACAUUUAAAGGAAUAGUUAAACAUUUUGGGAAUUGCACUUAUUCACUUUGUUGCUGAUAAGUGUAUCCGAAAGUUCAUAUCACUCUCAUUUAGUUUGUUAAUAAACUGGAGCCAGCAGAUGUUUAGCUUAGCACAGAGACUGAAAGCAGAGGGAAACUGCUAACCUGGUUCUGUCCAAUUACAAUUACAAAUCUGCUGCGGGAAGAAAUGGUUGGGCACAUACAGAAACAUUUUUGCACUUCAGUUUUUGUGUGGAUUAAAGAAACAACACGUGUUAUAUGUUAGGCUAGCUGUUUCCAGUUUUUGGCUGUAGCUUCAUAUUGAAAGGACAGAUACGAGAAUGGUUUCAGUAUAUUUGUCAAGCUCAGGAAGAAAGUGAAUAAGUGUAUUCCACAAAAUGUCAAACCAUUCCUUUAUCAUCAGCACAAGCAAAUGGUCCAUUCUUUCCCCUUGUUCCCUACUUGAGCUUUUACAUCAGUUUCUUAUGCAUGAAUAUGUUUGGAUGUUCUUCUGGAUAUUAUUUAGGUGAGAUACUGUAUGCUCAGAAGCUGUAAUAUUGGUGAAAAUAUAUUUUUGGAAAGGCCUCAAAAGUAAUAGAAAUGAAAAUGUUGGUUCUGUAAAUAUACUGAAAGACAAAUUAUUGUGAGCGCAAAGUUAAAAUCGUGACACCAUUUAUUUCAACAUGACAUAGCCCUCACUAUGGUUUGCAAAUUUUGUGAAUUUCAAAUUAAAGUACCUUGGUUAUAGCUUACGCA